AUGGUCACCAACAUCUCUGCAUUGCCUGUGGGCUAUAUUUUGGAUCUCUAUGGACCAAAAGUCACAGGUAUCAUUGGCUCGCUCAUCUUGCUCCUUGGUUCAACGACUAUGAUGUAUGCUCCUGUGGUGCAUUUUGCUGAUUUUUAUCUUCUUGGUUACACGUUGUUGGCAUUGGGUGGACCUUUUGUGUUUAUCUCAAGUUUUCAAUUGGCAAACUCGUUUCCGAAAAAUUCGGGUACCAUAUUGGCCCUUCUCACGGGCGCCUUCGACACAUCGUCUGCUUUAUUCUUGGGCUACAGAUUGCUCUAUACAAAUGUUAUCGAAUUGCCAAUUUCCAGGUUCUUCUUAUACUACCUGGUUGUACCUAUCUUUAUUUUCGUCUGUCAGACUACCAUUAUGCCUUCAACUUCAUACAAGACAGUGGGAACUUUGGCAAAAAUUGCUGAAACGGCCAUUGACGAGUCUGGUAGACCGUUGGAUCUGGACAGAUUAUUGCCGCAGGACAGAGACAUUGAGGCAGAGGCGGUCGAGCAACCCACCAUGUCUGAGACUACUAGUUUAUUGAUGAGAAAGGCGUCGUUUGGUGUUCAUGAGGUUGACAGACGAAGGGGCCUGAAUGUUCUGAGAGCUUCUAGAUCCUCCGUCAAAUCCGUCUACGAGAUCGACGCGGACGACAAGCUCUUUGAGUCCACUGGUGGAGUGUAUGGUAUUUUGCAUGGCUAUAGCGUGAAUGAUCAGCUCAAGUCCCCUUGGUUCUAUCUAAUGGUUGUUUUUACAACGAUUCAAAUGCUCAGAAUCAAUUACUUUGUGGCAACUGUGAGGGCACAGGAACUCUACCUCUACAAGGGCGACCAAGAUCUCGCAAUCCGCAUCAACCACUUCUUCGACAUUGCAUUGCCACUUGGAGGAAUUUGUGCCAUUCCCUUCAUUGGCCUUUUACUUGACAACUUGACGACUCUCUCUGUCUUGUGGAUUCUUUCGAUUACGUCAGUAGCAGUUGGAGUCUUUGGUCUUAUGUCGUGGCUCCCAGGUACUUACGCAGGCAUAAUUCUUCUUGUCGUUUACAGACCAUUUUACUACACAGCAGUUUCCGACUUUUGUGCUAAGGUCUUCGGCUUUGAGACCUUUGGUACAGUGUACGGUAUGAUCAUUUGCAUUUCGGGUAUUUGUAACAUAUUGCAACAGUUUCUCGAUCGAGUCACACACGUGUACUUCAAUAUGAACCCUGGUCCCGUAAACUUGGUCUUAACGGUUUUGACAGCAGUCUUUGCUUUGGCAAUUAUCCUCUUUGUGAAAUCACAGGAGUUGCAAAUGAAGAGGAGAAAUCUAGAAUUGGAGGCGCAAAACGCCUCCCUCCAGUCUAUUCCACAUUGA
Molecule: messenger RNA, 1374 nt
Organism: Candidozyma auris
Lineage: Eukaryota; Fungi; Ascomycota; Pichiomycetes; Serinales; Metschnikowiaceae
Exons: 1
Coding region: 1-1374 (457 amino acids)
Cellular component (GO): fungal-type vacuole membrane
Source: RefSeq, a predicted model, not a curated record